AAAAAUCUGGGACUCGAACACAGAGAGGCGGGAAUGCAGAGGAGCGUCAGAGAAGCCUACGCUUCCCAGGAGGCUCUGCGCUGACUGCCCCAGGCCUCCCGACAGGCUCCGCGCGCUUUACGCGCCAGCUUUGGCCUUAGCCCGCGAGCAACGGGGUCGUGACGGACAAUGGAAAGCAGCGACGGGGAAGCCGUCGACAAGCGCCGCGUGCACCUGCGCCCUGUUACGCUGCGCGAUCCCGCCCCCGUCUUGCUGCACCUUCUGCCCUGCGAGGUUUUGGUUAACCGACCCGCCCCCGUGGGGCUCUUCUUCACCCCGGCCAUCCGCCAGGGUCCCGACGGACUGGAAGUGUCGUUCCGGGGCCGCAGUCUACGCGGCGAGGAGGUGGUGGUGCCGCCCGGCCUCGUGGGAUAUGUGAUGAUAGAAGAGAAGGGAGAGGUGCUGCUGGGGAAGCAGGACUUCUCGGAGGGCAUGGCGGAUGACGAGCAAGAGGAGCGGGAACUGGUGGAGCCCCCGGAGGCGCUGGAGCGCGACUUCGACCGCUUUAUCGGAGCCACAGCCAGUUUCAGCAGCUUCACCCUGUGGGGCCUGGAGACUAUCCCCGGUCCCGAUGCCAAAGUGCGUGGGGCCCUAACCUGGCCCAGCCUCGCUGCAGCGAUUCACGCACAGGUACCCGAGGACUGAGAACCAGAGCUUGAAAUUGAAAGCCACCGAUCCCUUCACCCCAAUAAACCCUUCUUCACUUUGGAGCCUGAUUCCAUCACCCCAAUAAAGGAGCUCUUCACAGAACACCUUCCUUGGGAGUGAAGUGCAGACACUUGGAGUCGAUCCGAAGAAGCCGCUUGAGCAUAGCCCGUUCGUGCCCAUCCACGAUGUCCU
This is a messenger RNA of Physeter macrocephalus (sperm whale), 879 nucleotides long. RefSeq names its product ribonuclease H2 subunit C (gene RNASEH2C). The transcript is spliced from 5 exons. Bases 169 to 684 code for a protein of 171 amino acids. Gene Ontology annotation, cellular component: ribonuclease H2 complex. Gene Ontology annotation, biological process: RNA catabolic process. The record is from RefSeq and is a predicted model, not a curated record. NCBI's taxonomy places the organism in Eukaryota, Metazoa, Chordata, Mammalia, Artiodactyla, Physeteridae.